CAGCGUUUAUUUCAUUUAUAUAUAUUUAGCUUAGCUGAAACGGAUCGAGUGUCCUACAAAUCAAUAGAACCUAGUUCGUUCGGAUGAUGUACUUGGUAGGACCGUAGCCCAAGCCACCUGGCGAGGAAAGGUUUCAUAUGGAUUCACUUCUUGCCACUCUUCUCAUAAUCUAAUGGUUGAACUCUUAUUUCUUUUUUCAUAUGCAUUUGAUUCCCAGGAAGAAAGGAAAGAGACUCGCGAAGAACAGUCAUAGCCAAGUGGAUGGAAAUAGCAUAAAUAGAGCCAAGCCUUCUCUAAAAGAAGCAAGUGCAAGUCCCAGGAAAGCAGCUAAUGUCAGAGGACCUUUGCUUGAUUCGACUUCAGCCUUGAUGUGCCUCCUCCUUUUUCAAUAUGAAAUUCGAGAUUAAGUAAGUUGGUCAGUCACACAAAAAUAAAAUUACCCAUAUAUAUCCAUCAUCCUUUCUUUCAACUUUAUUAGCGUUAGUAGGUAGGGCGGACUACUCAAUUUCCCCCAGGAUUGUUGAUGUAGUUGCUUGUAGUUUUUUUUUUUAGUUGCUAGCUAGAAAGAAUUAUAAUUAUAGUUCAGGAGAGAGAAUCAAUGUUCAGUAGUACGCCUGGUUCUACCACUUCAGGGCUCAAUCAUGCUAGUUAGGCUAUAUGCUUAAUACAUGCAAGUCGAACGAAGUUUUCUUGGGUUUCUCUUUCUUAGUCUUUCUGAUAUCUUUGGUCUUUUUCCCAUGCUUUCUGUUGGUCAACAACCAAGCACAUCUCACUUUCGUUAUUCACUACUCCGUGCAGGAAAGACCCCCAUUUCAUAUUUCAUAGCGCCUGGGGAACGCAAGUUUGAUCGAGGAUUGGAGAGGAGAGGUGGAAUGGAAGAAAAGGCUCGGGAUGGAUUUAGGAGUCUUUGUGCGAGCCGUAUGCGGUGAGAGUCGCACGUACGGUAACGAGGGGGGUUCGCGUCUAUACGUGUAGUGUGGUGGUUGGGCCUACCCACCCUAUUUGUUCCAUGAUCUAUGGGUCUACUGGAGCUACCCACUUCGAUCAAUUAGCCAAGAUUUUGACCGGAUACGAAAUCACUGGUGCUCGAUCUAGUGGUAUUUUUAUGGGGAUUCUAUCUAUCGCUGUAGGAUCCCUAUUCAAGAUCACUGCAGUUCCUUUUCGGGCGGCUGUAGAACGGACGGCCGCCUAUAGGUGGUAGGGUAGGGUGGGUGGUACCGCUCAGAUUGCGGCCAAUCUUCCUAACCGCGCGCGGGCCGGGCUUAGAGCGCGUGAAACUCAUCAUUAUCUCGUAAGGGCGUUGAGACCAUAGCAUGUUAAACGAAAGCGCCGCUUUCUCUGUAGUGUUGUCACACAGCUGCCCGCCUAGAAGAGCCACUCGCUCUGUAGUGUUGUCACACAAGAUAAGCACGCCGCCCGCCAGCUGGCCGGGCGAAUCGAAGUUCUCUUCCGGUCAACUGUCCACCCAGUCAAGUGCAAAAAACACAGUAGAAUCACGCAACGCACGCUGCUGGUGUGCUUCCUGCCCGCGAGGAAAGAAGAGCGACAAGGUUUAGUUCAGAUUUGACUGUUUGCAGCAUGGGAGCGGAUUACCCAAAAAAUCCCUGGGAACAAUGAAAAAAAAAGAUAUCUCGGUAACGAAAACUAUAGGGGGCUGUAUUGGCGAGAUCCAACGGUGAACAGCUGUCCAAAAGAAAAACCGCCAGGAAGUCCGAGGACCUUUAGUACCGUACCCUACCCCCGAACCAGCAGCCUUUGCGCCAAGCAAGACCGCCCUUGUCCUUUCUCCAUUCCGCCUCCUUCUUUGCUUUGUUCCAAUAGAGUCUAAGGCAAAGCAAAAGUGGGUUCGUAUGCCUACUUUACCUACUUGACGAAAGGGAACGAACGUUUCCGGGUUUAUGGAUUGGAUUCAGUCAGCGUCACUCCUUCCUUUUGAUUAUGUCGUGACGCUUUGGUUACCGGCAAACGCUUCCAAAGGCGACCCUCUCGAGUUUCCGGCUGUUUCCUAGAUUGAAGUUGCCUUUCUUUCGUCGCCCUACCAAACGAAAGAAGUCACUAUCAAAAAGCUCGCCCUACUGAAGUACCAAAGGUGCGCUCCGCCCGGUGACUAAGAAAUUGGUUUGCGCUUUGAAGUGAUGAGGUCGCAAAGAGGGAAGUAGGGCUCCUAUUGACUAAAGGUUUGUUCUUCGGUUUCCUUUAGAAUGAAAGUCGCUAUGAAGCCCCUAUUCUAUUAUAUUAUACUGACUUUGUUUGAUUAAAAAGGCGAACCCCAACUAGUCGUAUGGGGUGGGGUGCUUGUGGUAAGCUGCCUUGGAUAUGAGUAUGAGGAAUUCCUAAAAAACAGGCAAAGUCCGGUAUUUGACGAAGAUCUUUCUAUCAAUAGAUAGGAUUUAGUGUUCGAUAUAGGGGAUAGGAUCCAUCUGCUCUUUCUCUCUCCAUUUUUUAGAGAGAGAGCAGAUAAGAUAUAACGCUAAAAAGGGGAUAAAGAAAGGAUACAUAGACAUCUAAGGGGAUGUCUAUUCUAUUCCUCUUUAGAGAGAGUAGAGAAAAAAAGAUAGAUGAACGAGAUCUCUUUUUUCUAUCUAUCAUUGAUUCAAUCUAUGAAUCAAGUCGAAAGACUUCUUUGGGUUCCCCGAAGCCCCGAAUGGAUUGUGGAUCGUUUCUGCCAACGAAAUGAACGCGGAGCCCGUUCCGAAUGCUUCUCCGAUCCGGAAGUUAUCGCGAAGAGAAUAAGAUGCCUCCCUCUGUCUUUUCUCGCUUUGCUAAUCUUCCCUUCUAACGCGGGCCGGGCGCUUAAGUAGUUAGGGGGCGCGGGAGGAAGAAACCUAAGAGAAGAGCGUCUUCUCUCUCUUAGGUUUCUUUUUUUUCAGUGCAACACAGGAAAGCGCCCUCUUUUUGUCAUCCCUGCAGCUUUCCAGAUUUUGUAUUGAACGUAUGGCGUAGCUAGGAUCUUCAAAUCAUGUUUGAGCCUAUCCUAUGUUCAAACCAACCCCCCUAUUUGAUUUUAUGAAUAAGGCUGGAAAGAAUGCCCGCCAAGUUCAGAUAAGGGAAUGCUUCCCCCAACCAUUAAAGGAAAGGCUCGACGAAGGGAGGGAGAUGCGGCGGGGGAAGGAAAACGCUUUCGGAGAUCGAUAUUUUUUUUUUUUUUUCAUCGAAAACGAAGAAGGCCGAGGAUGGCCUACGGUGCGUGUUAUCUGAAGGGAACACGCUUUUUCGACCGCGGUGGUAUGAUUGCCGGGCCCUCUCCUCGUUCCGCCCGCAGGCCUAUUGGGAUAGCAGCCUGCGGGCUUUGCCUGCCCUUUUUAUUCUCGGCCCGGGAAAGCGCUGGCAACAACAGAAAGGAAGGGGUCCAUGUAGCUGCUGCGUCCGCCCCCUUCUUAGUCAAUGGGGCAGCAGGUUCGGCAUCUACUAAAAAAGAGAGAAUCCACUUGAGAUAACCACGCCUCUGCGUGGCAGCGUGUGGAAUGGCCAAGAGCGGACCUUUUUGGAUAUAUAAUAAAAAGAGUGGAGUUACGGGAACAGCCGUCUGAUGGAAAACUACUUUCACGUUCGGUUCAGAGAGCACUUUUUUUUUCGUCGAGAAUUCUUCGUUCCCUUUCGUGUGAAUUCCCCAGCGGCGAAUUCAAAACUUUUUUGGCCCCCAUCUCUCGAGCCCCGAAGAAAACCCCCCUCCCCUUCGGACUCCAUAUCUCUUUUGACUCUAUAUAUGUGGGCACCUGAUAUCUAUGAGGGUUCACCCACCCCGGUUACAGCAUUCCUUUCUAUUGCGCCUAAAAUUUCGAUUUUUGCUAAUAUUUCACGUGUUUCUAUUUAUGGUUCCUAUGGAGCUACAUUGCAACAAAUCUUCUGUUUCUGCAGCAUUGCUUCUAUGAUUUUAGGAGCACUGGCCGCCAUGGCCCAAACGAAAGUCAAAAGACCUCUAGCUCAUAGUUCAAUUGGACAUGUAGGUUAUAUUCGUACUGGUUUCUCAUGUGGAACCAUAGAAGGAAUUCAAUCACUACUAAUUGGUAUCUUAAUUUAUGCAUUAAUGACGAUAGAUGCAUUCGCCAUAGUUUUAGCAUUACGGCAAACCCGUGUCAAAUAUAUAGCAGAUUUGGGCGCUCUAGCCAAAACGAAUCCUAUUUCGGCUAUUACCUUCUCCAUUACUAUGUUCUCAUACGUAGGAAUACCCCCGUUAGCCGGCUUUUGUAGCAAAUUCUAUUUGUUCUUCGCCGCUUUGGGUUGUGGGGCUUACUUCCUAGCCCCAGUGGGAGUAGUGACUAGCGUUAUAGGUUGUUUUUAUUAUAUACGCUUAGCGAAAAGAAUGUUUUUUGAUACACCUAGGACAUGGAUUUUAUAUGAACCAAUGGAUCGUGACAAGUCCUUACUACUAGCAAUGACUUCGUCUUUCAUUACUUCAUCCUUUCCAUAUCCCUCUCCCUUGUUCUCAGUUACUCAUCAAAUGGCACUCAGUUCAUAUCUUUAAGUUCGAUCAUUGACAAGGUUCAAAGAAAGGGUGGG
Messenger RNA from Cajanus cajan (pigeon pea), 4500 nucleotides. The record is from RefSeq and is a predicted model, not a curated record. Lineage: Eukaryota; Viridiplantae; Streptophyta; Magnoliopsida; Fabales; Fabaceae.